AGAUCCUUUCGUUUCAUUUUGAACUCGUGUUGCAUCAAAGUUGGGAGGAUAUACAAAUAAUUAUAUGAACAAAAUGGCGGCAAAUGGAGUGAAAAGUGGUGAUCAGCAGAUGAACAAGAAUAAGAAACAGCUGAAAGUUGUUGUCGUUGGCGGCGGACUUGUUGGCACGAUGGCAGCUGCUCUAUUUGCCAAACGCGGGCAUGAAGUGCUGAUAUACGAGUUGCGAGAAGACAUCCGGAAGCUGGAACACGUGCCCGGCAGAAGCAUCAACCUGGCCCUGUCCCUGCGCGGGAUCGAGGCCCUGAGGCGGUUGGGCAUCGCAGACAGCCUCUUGGCCACCCACGCCAUCCCCAUGUUUGCUCGCAUGAUCCACUCGGUCGACGGCCAGAAGCGGCCCAUCCCCUAUGGCAAGGGCAACGAGGUACAGUACAGUACAGUACAGUAUAUACAUAAA
This is a messenger RNA of Notodromas monacha, 454 nucleotides long. The record is from the annotation of a GenBank genome assembly. Lineage: Eukaryota; Metazoa; Arthropoda; Ostracoda; Podocopida; Cyprididae.